CCUGCAGAACUGCACGCCAGGACGUGGUUCAGGACUGUCAAGCUAUUUAUUCAAAGGUGUAUGGCACCAUAUUCCCGUGUCAUGAAUCCUGUUCAGGGGUCUCUCUCCCAAGAGAUAAAACUACAGGAAAGGGAGGAUUCUGAGAAGGAAGACGGCCAGUCAAAUGUAACGACAACGACCAAAGGAUACAGAGCCAAGACGUCCAGUCUCCCGUUUAGUGUCGAAUCGCUCAUUGCAGACAGAACGACAUGUCGGACUCAAAACUUUCCCCCAGAAUCGGGACUAGUUCCACCGAAGUCUUUGGCAGAACGGACGCUACAUCUUUCUCAGAGGACCGUUCAUGUAGAGAAAAAUAUUUCCCUGGAGAGCUUUCCAAAUAUACCAGAAUGCAACAAAAAAGAGAGCGAAGAGCUCAACGAUAACGACCAGAGCACUUGGUUUCAGACUUCAUCUUACUCCACCCCACCAAGACACCCAAGUCCAUCACCUUGCGCCCUCAGGAAACACAAGAACAACAGAAAACCACGAACGCCUUUCACCACCUCGCAGUUGCUUUCCUUGGAGCGAAAGUUUCGUCAGAAACAGUACCUUUCCAUUGCAGAGAGAGCUGAAUUCUCGAAUUCGCUCAACCUCACGGAAACGCAGGUCAAAAUUUGGUUCCAGAACAGAAGGGCAAAAGCUAAGAGACUCCAAGAGGCCGAGCUGGAAAAACUUAAACUCGCAACUAAACCGCUCCUACCUGCUUUCGCGUUCCCGUUCCCGCUGGGGGCUCACAUGGGUUCGCCGGCGCUCUAUGGGCCUUCCAAUUCUUUUCCAAGGCCGACUUUGCCAGUUCCUGGACUUUUCAGCGGACCUGUUACCUAUGGAAUGUACUAUUUGUCUUAAAUGGGUAAAUACGUCGAUGAAGCAGUUUUUGUGACUUUUUAUAAAGCCAUGUUUGUGUGCGCAGUUCUUGUAGCCCAGGACGUGUAAAAUGUCACCGCCCGAUCACACUUUUGUAUGUACGUCCCUCUAAUUGCGAAAACCAUCAUAUCUGUCAAUAACUAAUUAAAGUGCUACCGUGUUGUUACUUAUACAACUGAAGUGAUUGUACAUGGCCAAAAUCAAAAAGGAAAAUAUACUGUGUAAGUAACAAAUACUUGUUAUUCGCAGUUAAGGACAA
Megalops cyprinoides (Indo-Pacific tarpon) is the source of this 1162-nucleotide messenger RNA. It is a transcript of the gene msx3, whose product is annotated as muscle segment homeobox 3. The record is from RefSeq and is a predicted model, not a curated record. The coding region runs from base 61 to 885 and encodes 274 amino acids. NCBI's taxonomy places the organism in Eukaryota, Metazoa, Chordata, Actinopteri, Elopiformes, Megalopidae. Gene Ontology annotation, cellular component: nucleus. The transcript is spliced from 2 exons. Gene Ontology annotation, molecular function: RNA polymerase II transcription regulatory region sequence-specific DNA binding; DNA-binding transcription factor activity, RNA polymerase II-specific. Gene Ontology annotation, biological process: regulation of transcription by RNA polymerase II; embryonic morphogenesis.